CGAAGGCCGAUCUCGGCAGCUUCAUCUCUUCAUCAAUCAGCGGUAAAUCACCUCCAGCCACUGGUCACCUUGGCUCAGAGGAAUGGAGUUGGCAGGAGAUCCCUCCUUACUCUGCUGGCAUCAGCUGCGGCCAUACCCGAGGCUAGUGAAUCAAGAAAGGCCCUAUUGCAAGAUUAUGUGAAGAGAUCAAAGGAAAACAAAGAAAAGAACGACAAGGAGAGGCUGGAUGACUUCUACAAGAGGAAUUACAAAGAUUAUUUUGGUUUCAUGGAAAACUCGGUUAGAGAGAAGAAAGAGGAGGAGCUCACGGAGUCGGAGAAAGGAAUUCUCGCGUGGCUAGGCUUCGCGGAGAGCCCGCCAUCAGCUCCACCGCGCGGUCACCUUGCGCUGCUGCAGCUCGCAGCCGCACCGCGGCGCGCCUGGCCUCCCCAGCACGGCGAGGAGCUCCCAGGGAGCCCGCCCGCUUCCGCGCCGCCUCCUCCCGCUAGACCUCGGCCAGGAGCGCCUCCUCCUCCGCUUCCACCGAGGACAGCACCGCCGCCGCCUCGACCCCGCCGCCACGCCCUGCACACGCACGCCCACACCAAGGCCGGCGCCGCUCGCGCUUGA
Molecule: messenger RNA, 609 nt
Organism: Lolium rigidum
Lineage: Eukaryota; Viridiplantae; Streptophyta; Magnoliopsida; Poales; Poaceae
Product: actin cytoskeleton-regulatory complex protein PAN1-like
Exons: 3
Biological process (GO): photosynthesis
Cellular component (GO): photosystem I
Source: RefSeq, a predicted model, not a curated record